This is a messenger RNA of Callorhinus ursinus (northern fur seal), 4130 nucleotides long. It is a transcript of the gene STEAP2, whose product is annotated as STEAP2 metalloreductase. Gene Ontology annotation, molecular function: cupric reductase (NADH) activity; ferric-chelate reductase (NADPH) activity. Gene Ontology annotation, biological process: copper ion import. The record is from RefSeq and is a predicted model, not a curated record. Lineage: Eukaryota; Metazoa; Chordata; Mammalia; Carnivora; Otariidae. Gene Ontology annotation, cellular component: endosome; plasma membrane.
AUGGAAUCGAUCUCUAUGAUGGGAAGCCCUAAGAACCUUAGCGAAACUUUUUUGCCAAAUGGCAUAAAUGGUAUCAAAGAUGCAAGGAAGGUCACUGUGGGUGUAAUUGGAAGUGGGGAUUUUGCCAAAUCGCUGACGAUUCGACUUAUAAGGUGUGGCUAUCAUGUGGUUAUAGGAAGUAGAAAUCCCAAGUUUGCUUCCGAAUUUUUCCCUCAUGUGGUUGAUGUCACUCAUCAUGAAGAUGCUCUCACAAAAACAAAUAUAAUAUUUGUUGCUAUACAUAGAGAACAUUACACCUCCCUUUGGGACCUGAGACAUCUGCUUGUGGGUAAAAUCCUGAUUGAUGUGAGCAAUAACAUGAGGAUAAACCAAUACCCAGAAUCCAAUGCUGAAUAUUUGGCUUCAUUAUUCCCGGAUUCCCUGAUUGUCAAAGGCUUUAAUGUUGUCUCGGCUUGGGCACUUCAGUUAGGACCUAAGGACGCCAGCCGGCAGGUCUAUAUAUGCAGCAACAAUAUUCAAGCUCGACAACAGGUUAUUGAACUUGCCCGCCAGCUGAAUUUCAUUCCUGUUGACUUGGGAUCAUUAUCAUCAGCCAGGGAGAUUGAAAAUUUACCCCUGCGACUCUUUACUCUCUGGAGAGGGCCAGUGGUGGUCGCCAUAAGCCUAGCCACGUUUUUCUUUCUUUAUUCCUUCGUCAGAGAUGUGAUACAUCCAUAUGCUAGAAACCAGCAGAGUGAUUUUUACAAGAUUCCUAUUGAGAUUGUGAAUAAAACCUUGCCCAUAGUUGCAAUUACUUUGCUGUCCCUGGUAUACCUAGCAGGUCUCCUGGGAGCUGCUUAUCAGCUUUAUUAUGGCACCAAGUAUAGGAAAUUUCCGCCUUGGUUGGAGACCUGGUUACAGUGCAGAAAGCAGCUUGGAUUACUAAGUUUUUUCUUCGCUUCGGUCCAUGUUGCCUACAGCCUCUGCUUACCAAUGAGAAGGUCAGAGAGAUACUUGUUUCUCAACAUGGCUUAUCAGCAGGUUCAUGCAAAUAUUGAAAACUCUUGGAACGAGGAAGAAGUUUGGAGAAUUGAAAUGUAUAUCUCCUUUGGCAUAAUGAGCCUUGGCUUACUGUCCCUCCUGGCAGUCACCUCUAUCCCGUCAGUGAGCAAUGCUUUAAACUGGAGGGAAUUCAGUUUUAUUCAGUCUACACUUGGAUAUGUCGCUCUGCUCAUAAGUACUUUCCAUGUUUUAAUUUAUGGAUGGAAACGAGCUUUUGAAGAAGAGUACUACCGGUUUUACACCCCACCAAACUUUGUUCUUGCUCUUGUUUUGCCCUCAAUUGUAAUUCUGGGUAAGAUCAUUUUACUCCUUCCAUGUGUAAGCCGAAAGCUAAAGAGAAUUAAAAAAGGUUGGGAAAAAAGCCAAUUUCUAGAAGAAGGUAUUGGAGGAGCAGUCCCUCAUCUCUCACCGGAGAGGGUUACAGUAAUGUGAUGAUAAAUGGUGCUCAUUGAUGCCCUGUAGAGUUCCAUUCGUGCCAUUGUUUUUAUGACUUUCUUUAUGUCAUUUGCAAGUGCACUGUCAAAUUGAUGUGGGCUGAAUUCUGUCCAGUAAGAUCUCAACCAAAUUAGUGGUAGGAGUUUCUUGAAAUUAAUUUUCACAGAUGUCAUAUUUUGGCAAUGUGAAUUUUUGUUGUCAACUUGUCCAUUUUGUUUUGCACAACCAUAACACUCCUGUCGUUUUAACAAACUGUAUUCCAUAAUCAGGCAAAGAUAUUUCUGGUUAAUAAUAUAGAUACACCAUAAUGUUAAAAAGAAAACCAGCAGAAUUUUAAGUUUUAGUAUAAUUUAAUGGAUAUAUAUUUUUUUUUUCUGAAGCUUACUUAAGGUUUUAAUUGUUAUCCAGCUCAAGAAAUAGAAAUGCAUAAUCACACAUUAACUUUAAGAAAGGUCACAUUACAUUAGCAUCUAGGCAGGGGUAAAUGGUAACAUUCCUAUAUUUUUCUCAUAAGAUCGAUUUUGAAGAAUGUAAUUGUAUGAACCAGUGUGAUCUGUGAACAAACACAAAUUAAAAAAAAUAGAAUCUGAAAUUAUAUUUGAAAUGCAAUGGAGACAUGAAAUGCAUACUGAUAAUAUGUACCUCGUGAAAGAUUUUAUUCCUUAUCUUGUUACAGAGCAGUUUCAUUUGCCUGUUAUUAUGUUGGUUAGGGAGAAGACCAUGAUAUUUGGCUUCCAAAAGUGAUUUUUCUAAUGUGGUACCAAGCCUGGGAAUCUUACAGUUGUUUUCACUUAGAGGGAAGGUGUGAAGUUUACCCACCAAUAGUUGUUUGUCAGCUGAUCUACGUUGUUGCACGUUGGUCAGACCCCACUUUUAUCUGCUAUAAGAUUUUACUGACAUUCGCUGAGGGAUGGUAACAUGCCAGGCACUGUUCUAAGCAACUUUACUUAUAUUAUCCCAUGUUGAUAUUUACAACAACUCCACGACAGAGGUAGUUACUAUCCUCAUUUUACGUAUGAGAAAACAGAAGGAUAGAAGAGUAAUUUGCCCAAGGUCAUGCAGUUAGUAAGAGGCAGAGCCAGCAUUCAAGUCGAGGCAGUCCCAUUUCAGAGGCUCCAGUUUUAACCACCAGGCUGAUGGUCCCUGCUCCAUCCCCAUGCGUUACCAUAAUGAUGCCAAUCUGGAUGCUUCCUCUUUGGUCAGUAAAGGCAUUGACAUUCUUUACAGUGUGUUGUGGGUAUCAAAAAUUUAUGAAAAUAUUACAGUCAUAAAUUUAUGAUUGCUUGUGGGAUAAACUACAGUUCCUUACCUUGCAAGAGGAUCUUGUCUGGGACAUGACCUUGGAGACCCAUGGUGGUCCAAUACGAUUCCCUAUGCAGUGAGGGACUCCAGCAGAGUAGGACCAUAGCAGUUUUAAUGAAUGGCUGAGGUCCUACAGAAUCUUUAAAAAUCCCUGUAGAGUUUUUUUCUCUUCCUGAGAAGUCCUCCUGCCUGUUCAACCGUUCAUUAGGGAGCAGUUUGCAAGCAUUAAGGAUAUUAAGAAAAGUGGUUAGGGGCGCCUGGGUGGCUCAGUCAUUAAGCGUCUGCCUUCUGCUCAGGUCGUGAUCCCAGGGUCCUGGGAUCGAGCCCCGGCAUCGGGCUCCCUGCUCCACGGGAGGCCUGCUUCUCCCUCUCCCACUCCCCCUGCUUGUGUUCCCUCUCUCACUGUGUCUCUUGUCAAAUAAAUAAAUAAAAUAUUUUAAAAAGUGGUUAAUUAUAAAUCUCUAGAGAUAUAAUAAUCAUACAUAUUAUUCAUAAAAUUUUUUAGUGCUGACAUUCCACAUUAAAAUUGCAUUUUGUUCAAACCUUGAUUAGAAUGCCCGACAUUUUUUUCCCAUUUGUUCUUUCCUUAUUAAACUAGAAAGUUGCAGAUAAGAUACAAGUAUAUGCAUUAUGUAAUUAUAUAUCCUGAAAUUAUAACUUUUCUAAACUUACCCACUGAGGUACUACUGAAUCCAGCCAAAAUAAAAGGAGUUUUGGUGUGGGGGCAGAGGGAGAGAGAGAAUCUUAAGCAGGCUGCUCACCCAGGGGCCCAAUGGGGGGCUUGAUCUCAUGACCUGAGCCAAGAUCAGGAGUCGGACAACUAACCAAGUGAGCCACCCAGGCAUCCAUAGAAGGAGUUUUAUCUAGUUGGAAGCUACCUUCCCCACCAUUGGCUCUUUCCCUACUGCUGCACCCUGUCAAUUUGGUAAAUCACUCAUGAGUCUCUGGUGUUCUCUUCUUGGUGAAUUUAAGUAUCUUGUACUUCUUAAUUGAGCUCUCCAUUUUCUUUAUUUUAAUUCUGUUCUUUCCCUCUUGAUAAUCACUUACUUGCUAGUUUUUAGUAGGAAUUCAGUUGGGUGAUAACUUUUAAAGGGAAAUACCCAUAAACUGUUGUAGGGCAUUACUGAAGUUAACAGCAUAUUUUCAAUAUUUGCUCCUCAAGUUUCACUCUCAAGACCAUGCUUUCACCAGUUAAUGUGAAAAUACAAUGAAAUAUUCUUAAAAGUUAGAUGACUAUUGAAUUAUAUUGUUGCAUGUGUAUAUUAAGUAGCCAAUAAUAUAAAUAACAUUAUCACUACUACAGAUAAAUGGGGCCUUUGAAAAUGUGAAAAUAAAAACAAAAUUUAUGAAAA